This is a messenger RNA of Phyllostomus discolor (pale spear-nosed bat), 2131 nucleotides long. Its product is annotated as cytochrome P450 2F1-like. Gene Ontology annotation, molecular function: iron ion binding; heme binding; oxygen binding. The record is from RefSeq and is a predicted model, not a curated record. Gene Ontology annotation, biological process: xenobiotic metabolic process. Lineage: Eukaryota; Metazoa; Chordata; Mammalia; Chiroptera; Phyllostomidae. Gene Ontology annotation, cellular component: cytoplasm; intracellular membrane-bounded organelle.
UUCCCCACUCCCCAUCCUCCAGCCUUUCCUUGUCUCUUCUACCCAGUACCUCCUUUCUUCUCUCCAUGUGCCCACAUUUCCAGGAUCUGGGGAAGUGUGUUCCAGAGGAAAUGAGGAGUGAAGAGAUCCUACUCCCUCCCCGGCCCUACCCUCUCCCACUUUGCCCCUCCCUCAGAUGCCUGAAGCUGCCUUCACCAUGGACAGUAUAAGCACAGCCAUGCUGCUCCUGUUUCUGGUUUUCACCUGUCUGUUCCUGACCCUCAGCUCAAGGGGCAAGGGGCAGCUGACGCCAGGCCCCAGGCCCCUCCUAUUCCUGUGAAACUUGCUGCAGCUUCACUGGCAUGGCAUGCUGACCUCUCUCACCAAGCUGAGCAGGGAGUAUGGCUCUGUGUAUGCAGUGCACCUGGGGCCCAGGCCAGUGGUGGUCCUCAGCGGGUACCAAGCCAUGAAGGAGGCCCUUGUGGACCAGGCAAAGGAGUUUGGUGGCCAUGGCAGCUACUGCACCUUUUUCAACUUUGUUAAGAGCAAUGGUAUCACGUACUCCAAUGGGGAACAGUGGAAGGUCCUCAGGAAGUUCUGUAUCCAGAUUCUGUGGAACUCCAGGAUGGGGAAGAGGAGCUUUGAAGAGCAGACCGUGGAGGAAGGCAACUUCCUGCUGGUGGAGCUGUGGAAAACUGGAGGUCAGGGUCCCAGACCCUUUGACCCCACAUUUGCACCCAACCGCUCAGUGUGCAACAUUAUCAGCUCCGUGGUCUUCAGCAGCCACUUCAACUACAACGUCGAGCGUCUGCUCACCAUUAUCCACCUCCUCCAUGACACCUCUCAAAUCCCGAGCAGCCCCUGGGGGGAGUGGUAUAUCUCUCUGAGUCUCCUGGACUGGGUGCCCGCGCACCGAGGCCUUUUUCAGAACUUCAGGCGCAUGAAGGACCCCAUUGUCCGCAGCGUCCGCGACCACCAGGCCUCUCCGGACACCAGCUCUCCCCGAGACUUCAUCGAUUGCUUGGAACAAGAUGGAACAGGUAAGCUCUGCCUGAAAAUGCAGGAUCCGCUGAGCCACUGCCCCACGGAUACCCUUCUGAUGACCACACGUAACCUUCUCUCUGGUGGCACCGGGACCGUGAGCACCAUGCUGCGCCACGCACUCCUCGCGUUACUGAAAGCCCGCUGGUACCCUCGAUUACAUGCCCGUCUCCCUCGCCAGCCCGCGUCCUGGAGGAGAUCGGUCAGACGCCAGCGGCUGCCGGCUCUGGAAGACCGAAGGGCCACGCCUUACACAGAUGCUGUGAUCCCCGAAGUGCAACUCUUCACAGACGUCAUCCCGAUAAACUUGCUGCGCCACAUCACGCAGGACGCGACCUUUCGAGGCUGCCUGCUACCUGAAGGCACCAAAGCCAUCACCCUCCUCCACACAGUCCACUACAACCCUAGCCAGUUCCUGACACCCCAGGAAUUCAACCCUGAGCAUUUUCUGGAUGCCCAUCAGUCUUUCAAAAAAAGCCCUGCCUGCAUGCCCUUCUCAGCCUGAUGCCAGCAGUGCCUGAGCGAGUCCUUGGUGCGCAUGGAACCCUUCCUCUACUUCAUCACCAUCCUGCAAAACUUCUCGCUGCAGCCGCUGGGGGCGCCAGAGAACAUCGACCUCACCCCGCUUACCUCUGGCCUGUGCAAUUUGCCACGGCUGUGCCUAAACAGAAAGACCAAGUCACUUCCAGAAGGAAAAUUUGGUGAUGACCACAGGUGCAGAGGGAAGCUGGACACCACAGUGGGUCAGGCAUGCCUCCCAGGCCUGGAGGACCACCAGCGCCUGCCCUACACCAACACAGUGCUGCAGAAGACCCAGCGCUUCAUCAGAGGACCCUAUCCAAGAAUCCAUACUGCUUCAACACCCCCGGCCAACUUUCUGAAGGGCCAGUUCCUAGGGUACAUGGGGUUCUCCCCCCGAAUCUGUAUCCCCAAGAAAGUGGAUGUGCUUGGGUACAGGCCUGGCCUGACUGGAGAUCGUCCUCUUUGUCACUAUCCCGCAAUGUUCUUCCUGCUUCUUGUAGGGAGCCCCACCAACAUAGACCUCACCCCGCAGUGCACCGGCCUGGGCAAUGUCCCCUUAGCUUUCCAGCUCUACCUGGUGACCCGUUGA